Molecule: messenger RNA, 2661 nt
Organism: Lolium rigidum
Lineage: Eukaryota; Viridiplantae; Streptophyta; Magnoliopsida; Poales; Poaceae
Product: receptor-like protein 2
Exons: 3
Coding region: 1-2661 (886 amino acids)
Molecular function (GO): protein binding
Source: RefSeq, a predicted model, not a curated record
AUGAGCUGCAACGAGCGGAGCACGCCGUCGCUGCCGCCGGCCUCGUCGUUGUGCGCCAUCGUCGGAGGGUGCAUGGGAGAGCAAGUCAACUGCAGGAGACAGAAAACGGAUCGGAGCGAAGCUGGAGAUAGAGAGCAGAGCGGGCGGGUUGGGGCUCGCGCGGCGGCCCGCUGGCUGCUGCUGCACAGGAGAUCGGGAGGCGGGCGCCUGGAGGAUGGCGGGAAGUGGAGGGCCGGAGCUUCGUGGGAGAUCGGGAGGCGGGCGCCUGGAGGAGCUUCGUCGGCAGAGCGCCUGGAGGAGAUCGGGAGGCGGGCGCCUGGAGGAGCUUCGUCGGCAGAGCGCCUGGAGGUGGCAGAGCGCCUGGGGACGGAACCUUGCAGGAGCGGGGCGGCGCGGGAAGUGGAGGGCCGGAGAUCCUGGCGCGCCGAAGGAGAUCGGGAGCGGGGCUCACCUCGAUUUGAUCGGGGGCAGAGCAGACAAAAGCUUAAGCCUCUAGUUUCCAGUUUGUUUGUCGAGAAAACCAUGCAGAUCCUCAAUCGCUCACACAUGAACCGAAUUCCCAUACCUUUCUUUGGGUUAGCUCUUGCGCUACUAGUCUCAUUGGCGUCUCACACCAACUCCUGCAUGGAGCAGGAUAAGAUCUCUCUUCUCCAGCUCCUUGCUGGGUUCUCACGGGAUGGAGGCCUCAUGGCAUCAUGGCGGAGCGACAAGGACUGCUGCGCGUGGGAAGGGAUCACCUGCAGCAGUCCCAAUAGGACGGUCACGGAUAUUUUGCUGGCUUCUCGAGGUCUUGAAGGAUCCAUCUCGCCAUUCAUUGGCAACCUCACUGGCCUGUUGCGAUUCGAUCUGUCCUGCAACUCGCUGUCUGGUAGCUUACCACUUGAGUUAAUGCAGUCCAGCAGCAUCAUUGUCCUUGACGUCAGCUUCAACCGCCUCACAGGAAGCCUGAGUGAGCUGCCAUCUUCAGCACCCGUCCAGCCUCUGCAGGUACUUAACAUCUCGAGCAACUUGUUCACAGGAAGGUUUCCACUAACGACAUGGGAGGUGAUGAAGAGUCUGGUCACGCUGAAUGCCAGCACCAACAGUUUUACUGGGGAGAUACCAACUACACCCUGUGCUAGCGCGCCAUCUUUUGCUGUGCUCGAACUCAGUUUUAACCAGUUCAGUGGGAACAUCCCACCAGAGCUCAGUAAUUGCUCUGUGCUGAAAUUGCUCAACGCUGGCUACAACAACCUCAGUGGGACACUUCCAGAUGAAUUCUUCAAGGUUAACUCACUAGAGCACCUCUCGUUACCUAGCAAUUGGUUAGAAGGAGCACUGAAUGGAAUCAUAAAUCUCACUAAUCUGGUCACCCUUGAUCUUGGAGUGAAUGAGCUGAGCGGCAACAUUCCACAUUCUAUAGGUGAGCUGAAGAGAUUGGAGGAGCUACAUCCGGAACUCAACUACAUGUCAGGAGAGCUGCCAUCCGCUCUGAGCAACUGCACAAAUCUCGUAAGAAUUGACCUCAUGAGCAAUCAAUUCAGUGGGGAACUUACCAAGGUCAACUUUGCAAACCUGCCCAAUCUAAAAUAUUUAGAUCUUCUGUACAACAACUUCACUGGAAUAAUUCCAGAAAGCAUAUACUCCUGCAGCAGGCUGACUGCACUAAGGCUGUCUCAGAACAAUUUCUAUGGCCAGUUGUCAGAAAGAAUAGGCAAUCUGAAGUCUCUAUCAUUCCUAUCACUUGUUCGCAAUUCUCUUACAAAUAUCACACGAACUCUUCAGAUCCUUGGGACUUCCAAAAGCCUCAAAACCCUUUUUCUUGGUUUCAACUUCAUGCAUGAGACAAUGCCAAAUGAUUACACUAUUGAUGGUUUUGAGAAUCUUCAGGUUCUGGGAUUAAAUGAUUGUUCAUUGUCUGGAAACAUACCUCACUGGUUAUCAAAGCUCACAAAUUUGAGAAUGUUAUUUUUACUCAACAAUCAACUCACUGAAACAAUACCUGACUGGAUCAGUAGCCUAAACUUCCUCUUCUGUCUAGACAUAUCAAACAACAGCCUUACGGGGAAAAUUCCAUCAGCCUUAAUGGACAUGCCAAUGCUAAGAUCAGACAACAACAUUGCCCCAAACGUCUUCGAGCUGUCUGUUUAUGAUAAGAUUUCAUCGCUCCAGUACCUCAGACUUGGCGCUUUUCCAAAAAUGUUGAAUCUGGGUAUGAAUAACUUUGCUGGUUCUAUCCCUGAAGAACUCGGUAAGUUGCAAGCACUCUUUUCACUAAAUUUGAGCUCCAACAAAUUAUCUGGAGAGAUCCCCCAAUCGCUCUUCACCCUAAAGAAUCUGCAAGUACUUGACUUGUCGAACAAUCGUCUCACUGGUACAAUUCCAGCUGCACUGAAUAAUCUGCACUUCUUGUCAAAAUUUAAUGUUUCCAAUAAUGAUCUCGAAGGACCGAUGCCAACUGUGGGCCAGCUUAGCACGUUUCCUGAUUCUAGCUUUGAUGGAAACCCAACAUUGUGUGGUCCUAUGAUUGUAAACCAUUGCAGUUCAACAGAAGCAGGUCAAGCCACCAUUAUCUCCACAAAAGGUAUUGGCACUAAGGUCGUUUUUGCAAUCGCAUUUGGUGUUUUUUUUGUAGCAGGAGUCCUAUAUGAUCAAAUUGUCUUAUCCAGAUACGUUGGCUAA